AGGUCGUUUUAAUGUGUGGACUAGGCUCGCAGAGAAUCCAUCGGUGCGCCUUCAUGCAGAGCAGAGACACCCCCCUUAUAGAGCAGAUCUUUCACGCUUUGUUUGCUAUCCAGAGCUAUUGCUUUCUCUCUGCUCAAACGCCUGAUGCCAUUGGAUCAAUCUUAUUUGACGUUUGACAGAUUUUUUGUCGAGCAUCAUUAAAUUCAAGGCGUCUGUGCUGAAUCUGGAAACCCUCCUAAAUCCUUGCACACGAUGGUUGGACGUCCGUCAUCAACCCUGUAAAAAGUAGCUUACAAGAGUCAAAAGACUUUCCAAGACCAGGUGAGACUAUGGCACAUGUAGAGGAGUCUCAGACUGAAGGAGAGGGCAGCCCUCAGAUGAUCUCCUUAAGAUCAGACAUAUCAGGAAACCAUGUGGAUGACGGAGAAUCAGGACCCUCUAUAAGGAGGAAGAGGAGGAAGAAGAAAGACCCACGUCCAGAGUCCAUUAUUGUGUACAGGUCUGAGAUGGAGAGGACGUCUGGAGAGGAGCAGGGUGGUGAGGAGGGAGGAGAGAGGAGCACAGAGGAGGGGGCUAAAUUCCUCUGCACACCUACAGGAGAAGGUGGAGGCUGGAGCCUUCCUCCAGACAGCCGCUACGUCACACUGACAGGCACCAUCACUCGAGGAAAGAAGAAAGGCCAGCUGGUGGACAUCCACCUCACUUUGACAGAGAAGGAAAUCCGGGAUCUGGCCAAGUCAAAGGAACGUCUUGAUGCUGAGUGCGAGGCAGGCGAAGGAGCUAAACGCACCUGUGGCUUAGGCUUUUGCCAGGGACCCCACGUCGUCCUGUGGAGCCUCUCCUGCGCCCCUGUGGUUUUCCUCCUCUCCUUCAUCACCUCCUUCUACUACGGCACCCUCACCUGGUACAACGUCUUCCUGGUGUACAAUGAGGAGCGGACGUUCUGGCACAAGAUAACCAUAUGCCCCUUCCUCAUCAUCUUCUACCCCAUGCUCAUCAUGCCCAUGGCGCUGUCUCUGGCUCUGUACUCGGCCGUGGUGCAGGUGUCCUGGGCCGCCAGUGAGUGGUGGCAGGCUGUCAGAGACCUGGAGAAGGGAUUCUGUGGCUGGGCCUGUGGGAAGCUGGGGCUGGAGGACUGCUCACCUUAUAGCAUAGUGGAGCUGCUUGACUCUGAUACGGUCUCUGGCACUCUGCAGAGCAAAGCCCCGAGCGAACUUGCCCAGACAUCCUCAGUGUGAAGAUGGGGUAGUGUCGGCACUUGUUCACGAAGGCUCUUAUUUAACGUGGUUUGACAAGCAUGUGCCACAAAGUUUACGAUGUACACAGGAAAGUAUCUAAAAACUUCUCACUUUUCUGCAACGUAUCAAACACUGCCAAGAGAUGCUGGUCUUUUACUUUAAAUCAGGGGUGUCAAACUCAAUCACAGCAGGGGCCGAAUUCUGGAUUCAGGUCUAACCUGAGGGCCUAACAGGGUCACCUUUUCAACCAUAAACUGUCAACCACAUUUC
Molecule: messenger RNA, 1508 nt
Organism: Cheilinus undulatus (humphead wrasse)
Lineage: Eukaryota; Metazoa; Chordata; Actinopteri; Labriformes; Labridae
Gene: tmem169b
Product: transmembrane protein 169b
Exons: 3
Coding region: 330-1238 (302 amino acids)
Source: RefSeq, a predicted model, not a curated record